Molecule: messenger RNA, 2152 nt
Organism: Sceloporus undulatus (fence lizard)
Lineage: Eukaryota; Metazoa; Chordata; Lepidosauria; Squamata; Phrynosomatidae
Exons: 14
Coding region: 1-1137 (378 amino acids)
Source: RefSeq, a predicted model, not a curated record
AUGCCUCAAACUACUUGGGGUCGUCCCAAACGGUUCAGGAAGAAGGACAAGAGCCACUCCAGAGACUCCCCAGGGUCUCCUAAAAUCCACCCAGAGAGAGGAGGAGAUGAACCUGGCUCUUCUGAGCCCAUUGCAGAAGAGCACCCUCCUUCUGAGCCAAAGAAGAGGAAAUGGUGGCAAAAGCUCUUUAGCAGAAGGAAGCACACCAAAAAACAUGAAAGUCUUGAUUUAGGGCCUGCUCCUACAAACAAGGAGCAACCAGGCCCUUCUCCAAAAAGCAAGCAGGAACAAGGGUCUUAUAACUCAUUUCCAGAGGCAGCUGCUGCUGAUCUGGCCAACAAUCAGACUUCUUCGAUGGAGGAGCAGCCUUCCUCUGACCCAGGUUCUCUUCCAUUGGAAGACAAUUUCACAGGCAUCAGAGACAGGGACCAGCCCAAUACGAAUCUGAAUCACUCAGAGAGAAUCCAGACAGAAUCCUCAGAGAACGUGACAUACGAUCCCAAUGCACCCAUCAUCUUAGAGGAUUUCAACGAUGAUUUUUGGUCCAGUUCAGAGAGCUCCCUGAAUGAAGAGCACCCUCCUCCAAGCUCUUGCAAACUCCCACCUUCUAUAAUACUUCUGGCAAAAUUCGGUCUACACAGUUUGUGCCAAGUGUUUGACACUUUGUCCUGUGAAAGGGCUGUGACUCUUGCAGACACUGUGGCCGAGAAGCAUCUGGACAUAUUUGUAGAGCAUGUCUUGGAAUCACAGGCUACGGAAUGUCUUUAUUUAAUGUUUCUAGUCCUAGCUUCAUCCAAGUGUGAUUUGGACCGUGUGAUACACCACUUGAUUCGCGCGAUUGGUGGGGGACCUUUCUCUUUUCCUGUUGAGGAAAAACAGCUUGAAAUGAAGGUAUUCGCAAUAAGAUUGAUUGCGACCAUCACAGUAUACAUCCCACAAGCUGAAAGGCUGGAGAAAUGGAUCCCAGACUUCAGUUUAAUCUUGAUGAAUUUCCUGGUGGAACAGAUCAAAAACCCUGGGGACAUUUUAACUGGGAACUUCAUGACAAAAGAUGAUACAGUCGCUGCCAUUGAGACCAUCGAAAGUAGAUGGGGCAUGCUAUCCUCCCUCUUUGCAAAGCACUGUGGCUCUGCUUAGGCAAACAAUCCCCCUUCGGAACAAAAAGGCCAUCGCUUCCAGAAAUGCCAUGAUUUCCAAAGGGAAGUUCCAGGUUUGCAGGCUGCCGGAGGAACCUCUAGUGGAGAAGUCACCAGAACACUUGCAAGUCCCUAAGGACUCUCUGCUGGGUUUGGGGGAGGAGAAAGAGGCCAUCAUAUGCAAAGAUGUAUAGUCGUCCCUCCAAAUUUGCGGGGUAACCGUUCCAGGACACCCCCUCCCCACGCAUUGAAAAUUAAUGGAUAUUCAAGUCCCCCCUCCUUCCCUCCUUCUUUUGCCCCCCAAAGGGCCUGGCGUAGCUGGGAUGGGGCCUUCCCUCAUUCUGGGGGAAGUGAGCCAAGGUGCGGGGGCCACCAGGGCCUGUCAUCUGCGCCCCACCAACUGUCCGCCAUGCCGCCUUCCCUUCCCGCCGGAUGCACACCAUGCCUGCUCCAGCAUAGCCACUGGCUGCCUGCUUGCUUCCCCUUUCAUCCCGUCCCCCUGGGAAUGGGACAGAGAUGGGAAACAUCUCUCCCCCAAUCCUUCUACCUUUCCAUCCAAGGCAGUGAGAGGGAGCAAUGGAGGGAAGGUGAGAAAGUGUUGGAGGGAGAAGGAUGGUGGGGGAGAUGCUUUAUAGAAACCUGGCUGGGAGACAAGAGUGUCAUAACCUGGGCUCUGGCCCUCCCAGUCAAGUAUUCUGCCAGUUAGCAGGUAUGGGGAAGUGGGCGAGGGGUGGAGUGGCCUUGGGGGGCAAAAGAAGGAGGGAAGGGUUGGAAAGGACUGGGGGGAGGUGGCAACGUCGCAGAUAACCAGAGCCGCGAGUUCCAAAGCCGCGUAUUUGGAGGGACAACUGUAUUUUGGAGCAGUGUGCACUGACACCAGGAGAUGGGUUUUUUCUUUGGAUAUUCUCCUACCCAAAAUACACAGAGGUGUUCAUAACAAGCAAGGCGAUGAGCAAAAAAUACUAAGGCUCCAGUCUGAAGUGGGCAUGUCCUCACCCCUUCUACUAUGAGGUUGG